Messenger RNA from Microthlaspi erraticum, 516 nucleotides. The record is from the annotation of a GenBank genome assembly. NCBI's taxonomy places the organism in Eukaryota, Viridiplantae, Streptophyta, Magnoliopsida, Brassicales, Brassicaceae.
AUGCAAGAACACCCGGAAUGGUUCAGAAGUGAACGCAUAUGCCUGGUUGACAGUGGUCUCAACUUGUUAUGGCCUCCAAAGUAUGAAAUGUUCGUGAAGUUAGAGCCUAAUGCAUGGGGCUUGGGUAAGUUUUUACCACCAGACUCAAUGGAUUACUACUACGGGAAGAAGCCAAAAUCCCCAGCUAGAGACUAUGUUAGAGCCUAUUGUUGUCGUGAUGUCCUGCGUGAUCUGGCUGAUAUUGAGGACCGAGAGAACUAUCCGUUCGACAAAUUCACUUUUGAACGGGUUAAAAGGGUCCCUCUACAAGAUACUUCCGGGGACUGCGGAAUAUUCUGCCUCAAGUACAUUGAGUGCCACACACUCGGAAUACCGUUCACAAGUUUGGCUCUUUGCGGGAAGAAGAUCAAGGCUAUAAGGGCGAAAAUGGCAUGCGACAUAUUCCACGAGACGAAGUGUAAAGGCCCUGCCACCCGUAGUUGGGCACAUUUGGAUGCGUUCGAUGAGCCUACAUGA